AUGUCUCUUUUUUUGAGAGAUGAAUCUGAAGAUGAGGACUUGGUAAUAGAGCUUAGCAACUUGAGUAGAAAUGAAGAGUCCGAAAAUACUUCGGAGGGUAUUAUAAGAGAAUCGGAGGAAAAAAGUUCAGGAAAUGAAGUAAUAAAUAAUGGUGAUGCUAUUGAUACUGAUAAAAACAACGAAGAAAAGGUGUUGUACCCUUUGGUUCCCGUUGAUCCAAAGACAGGAACUCUCAAGCCAAACAUAGAGGAGAUACGACCCGUAGAUGUACAAGUUUCACUUCCACUUCCAUUCCAACAUCUUAUUCUAGAGAAUAUGCUAGUCUCAGAAAAUGCUUUGCUUGUUAUUGGUAAAGGAUUAAGUGUUUUGCUAAUUGUUACUAAUUUACUCUACACUUUGUGUACACCAACACGAAUAAAUGGACAAGAUAAGAGAUCAUUAGUUUUGCUUUUGAAUGCAACUUCAGAGGACGAAGCUAUUAUUUCAGAAGAGCUAAUGGAACUACAAUGGUCGUGUAAUGAAGAUGAUGAACAAGGAAAACCUGGAGACCGUCCCUUCACCAUUAUUUCCAGUGAUUCAUUUACUGUGGACCAGAGGUCCAAAAGAUACCAGCAUGGGGGAAUAAUAUCUGUGACUUCUCGGAUUCUUAUUGUAGACUUACUAUCUGGUAUUGUGCACCCGAAGAAUAUCACAGGUCUACUUAUUUUGCAUGCAGAGAAACUGAAUUCUUUGUCUACUGAAGCAUUUAUCGUCGAGAUCUAUAGAAAUUCAAACAAAUGGGGGUUUAUUAAAGCUGUGACAGAUUCAGCUGAGUCAAUGGUUUCCGAUUUCUCUCCCUUAUCCAAGAAAAUGAAGGACCUAUUAUUGAAAAAGGCUCUCUUAUGGCCACGUUUCCAUGCAGAUAUUUCUUCUUGCCUCAAUACAACAUCAGGUACCAAAGUUGUAGAAAUUAGAGUAACAUUGACGGAUUCAAUGUCUAAAAUCCAAUUUGGUUUGUAUGAAUGUUUGAAAAAAUGUAUUGAAGAGCUAACUCGUAAGAAUCCAGAACUUGCAACCGAGUAUUGGUCCUUCGAAAAUGCUUUAGACUCAAAUUUUCUCCGAAUUAUUAACGGAACUUUAUCACCCAAAUGGCAUAGAAUAUCUUAUGAGUCAAAACAAUUAGUAAAAGAUAUUUCUACUUUAAAAAUGCUUCUCAAUUCAUUGAUUAGUUAUGAUGCCUUAGAUUUCUAUGAAUUGAUUCAACUAAUUUUGGAUGCUAAUAAACCUUCAGUUACAAGAAAAUAUUCCGAAUCACCAUGGCUACUUGCAGAUGAAUCACAGCUUGUUAUAUCAUUUGCUAAGAAAAGAGUCAUAUAUGAUGGUGAAUACAAUCUAGAACCACUUCCUAAAUGGGAACAACUCUGCGCUCUCUUAGAAGAUAUAGAACAUGAAUCCUUAAAAUAUCCAGCGGGAAGUCAAGGCCCAGUUUUAAUAUUGUGCAAUGAUGAUAGAACUAGUAAUCAGCUCAGACAAGUUGUACGUUAUAUGAAACAUAAAGAUAAAGGGUUCAAAAAAAUCAUGCUAGAUAAAUUAGACAUGUAUAUGAAAAGGAUGGACAUGAUGAAGAAUACGUCAUCAGAUAUCAUGGAGGAAAAUGAUAAAAUUCAAAAUGGAACUGAGAUUAACGUAUCACGAGCUUUCCACAAGCAAGAAAUCAAUACAAAAAGGAGAAGAACUAGAGGUGCAUCAUAUGUUGCCGCUGUAGAAAAGCUAAAGAGUGCCCAAGUUGGUCCAGGAGAAGAUAUAAAUGCGGCAAUAACUUCUGAAAGAAUCAACGAGGAACGAGAAAAAUCAUUAGUAAAUGUCGAUACUCCAAAUGAUGAAACUAUGGUAAAAGAGGACUUUGAUUCCCAGGAUGAAAUUUCAGUAAUCGAAGAAAAACUUAAGGAUGUCUCGUAUGAUGAUAUAAACGUCAUGCAGAACUGGGAAGAGGUUUGGGAAAGAAGAAAAGUUGAUUAUUCGUACAUCGACAAUGAUUCAAAAAUAAUAAUCGAAACAUUUAGUGCGACGUCUGAUGAACAGAUCUUAUAUGAAAACUCCCCUUCGUACAUCAUAAUAUAUGAACCAAACCUUGCCUUUAUCCGUAAGUUAGAAGUUUACAAAGCCAUAUACAGGCAUAAUUCGCCCAAAGUUUACUUUAUGUAUUAUGGAGACAGUGUUGAAGAACAAAAGCAUUUAAGUUCUAUAAAGCGUGAAAAGGAAGCCUUCACAAAGCUUAUUAGAGAACAUUCAUCGAUGGCUCAACACUUUGAUACAGAUGAAGAUCUUUCUAGGUUCAAGAAUUUGGCUCAUAGAAAAAUGCAACUAAACAGGAUGAAAAGCAGUAGAAUUGCUGGUGGGCAAGAUUUCCUAAACCCUAUGACUCAUGAUGUUGUAGUGGUAGACAUGCGUGAAUUUAGAGCCGCUCUACCAGGUUUGUUAUACCGUUAUGGCGUUAGGGUAGUGCCAUGUAUGCUUACAAUAGGUGAUUAUGUCAUUACUCCAGAUAUAUGUAUUGAAAGAAAAUCCAUCGCAGAUCUCAUAGGAAGUUUUAAAAAUGGAAGGCUUGACAAACAAAUAAAGAGUUUAUCGAAAUACUACAAGUAUCCGACGCUAUUGAUUGAGUUUGAUGAUUCACAAUCAUUUUCUUUAGAACCAUUUACAGAAAGAGGAGUUUACAAUACUACCACCUCAUCUACCGUACACCCAAUUAGCGGUAAGUUAAUGAAGGAGGAAAUUCAAAGAGAAUUGUCUCAUCUUGUUAUGAAAUAUCCUUCAUUAAAGAUUAUCUGGUCAUCCUCUCCUCUCCAAACGGUUAACAUAUUUUUGGAUCUCAAAGCGAAUAGGGAACAACCAGAUCCGAUAAAAUGUGUAGAAUAUGGGGCCACUAGAAAAACGAAAGAAAAAAAUAAGGCUUUGGCUGACUCUAAUACAAAGUUUAAAAUGUUAUUGUCUAUCCCGGGUCUUUCCAAUAUUGACUAUUAUAAUAUAAAGAAAAGGUUUAAAAGAUACAAAGAUUUGGCUGUUUCGAAUAUAGAAGAUCUUCAAAAUAUACUUUCUGAUUCGGAUUUAUGUGAGAGAAUUCACACAUUUAUCAACCAACAAGAAAUUCUUGAUUCUGUAUUAUCUGACGAAGAUGAUGAUAUCAGUUCCUGA
Molecule: messenger RNA, 3174 nt
Organism: Kluyveromyces marxianus DMKU3-1042
Lineage: Eukaryota; Fungi; Ascomycota; Saccharomycetes; Saccharomycetales; Saccharomycetaceae
Gene: RAD1
Product: ssDNA endodeoxyribonuclease RAD1
Exons: 1
Coding region: 1-3174 (1057 amino acids)
Biological process (GO): double-strand break repair via homologous recombination; double-strand break repair via single-strand annealing, removal of nonhomologous ends; nucleotide-excision repair involved in interstrand cross-link repair
Cellular component (GO): nucleotide-excision repair factor 1 complex
Molecular function (GO): damaged DNA binding; single-stranded DNA binding; single-stranded DNA endonuclease activity
Source: RefSeq, a predicted model, not a curated record